Molecule: messenger RNA, 2667 nt
Organism: Cajanus cajan (pigeon pea)
Lineage: Eukaryota; Viridiplantae; Streptophyta; Magnoliopsida; Fabales; Fabaceae
Source: RefSeq, a predicted model, not a curated record
UAAAGUUGCUCUCAUCACUCAUGUCUCUCUUUCCUGUUUAUUGCUCUAUUCAAUUUAUUCAUUAUUAUUAGAUCCAAGUUAAUCGUUAAUUGUUAAAGUUAUUAAACACAUUAUUUUAUAUAGAGAGAGUCAUAGAUAAAUUGGUGGAAAUAUUGUUGUGUCUCUGGUUAUGUAUUUGCACAAGGAACAAGGAACAAGGAACACGACAGACACAGAAAUCUAAUCAUAUCAUAAGACAAACGAAACAGAGGAUGAACGAGCUUCAAACUGAUUCCUCUGCCUCUGCCUCUGCCUCUGCCUCUGACUCUGAGUUUGUUGAACUUGAUCCAACUGGCAGAUAUGGCAGAUACAAUGAAAUCCUCGGCAAAGGAGCUUCCAAGACAGUAUACAGAGCAUUUGAUGAGUAUCAAGGGAUCGAAGUUGCGUGGAACCAGGUCAAAUUGUAUGAUUUUCUGCAGAGCCCUGAAGAUCUCGAGAGACUUUACUGUGAAAUUCAUCUCCUCAAGACGUUGAAGCACAGAAACAUAAUGAAAUUUUACACGUCUUGGGUCGAUACUGCAAACAGAAAUAUCAACUUUGUCACUGAAAUGUUCACUUCUGGCACCCUUAGACAGUAUAGACAAAAGCACAAGAGAGUUAACAUUAGGGCAGUGAAGCAUUGGUGUAGACAGAUCCUGAGAGGGCUUCUCUAUCUUCAUAGCCAUGACCCACCUGUGAUCCAUAGAGAUCUCAAAUGUGAUAAUAUUUUUAUCAAUGGAAACCAAGGGGAAGUUAAGAUCGGAGAUCUUGGGUUGGCAGCAAUUCUUCGCAAGUCCCAUGCUGCUCAUUGUGUAGGAACGCCUGAGUUCAUGGCACCAGAAGUUUAUGAAGAGUCAUAUAACGAAUUAGUUGACAUAUAUUCAUUUGGGAUGUGUGUAUUAGAAAUGAUCACAUUUGAAUACCCUUAUAGCGAAUGUAGCCAUCCAGCACAAAUCUACAAGAAAGUUAUUUCUGGGAAGAAACCAGAUGCCUUGUAUAAAGUGAAGGAUCCAGAAGUGCGACAAUUCGUUGAGAAAUGCCUGGCAACAGUGUCUCUAAGGCUCUCUGCUAGGGAGCUUCUAGAUGAUCCUUUUCUUCAAAUUGAUGAUUACGAGUAUGAUUUGGGACCAGUGGACAGUGGAUCUUAUGAUGACUUUGGAUCUCUUAUCCAUCAGCCACUCUUUGAUCACCGUAGUUAUAGUAAUUUAAGUACUGAAUUUGCAAAUGGCUUUGAAUAUGAAGGAGACUGGUAUUCUCAUCCGGCUGAGAUUGAACCUAGUGGAAUCGAACUUUUCGAGUGCCAUGAUGAUGAAUCCUCUGAAGAUGUUGACAUAAGCAUCAAAGGCAAGAGGAAAGAUGAUGGUGCUAUCUUUUUGAAACUAAGAAUUGCAGACAAAGAAGGCCAUAUUCGAAAUAUUCACUUCCCAUUUGACAUAGAGAUGGAUACAGCAUUAAGCGUAGCCACUGAAAUGGUUGCUGAACUCGAUAUUACUGAUCAAGAUGUUACCAGAAUAGCAGAUAUGAUAGAUGGGGAAAUUGCUUCGUUGAUACCUGAAUGGAAGCCAGGACCGGGAAUUGAAGAAACUAAUCAUUUUGUAAAUAAACAAAAUUUUCAUAAUUGUGUGUCUAAUCAUACUUCUGGUGUUGUGGAUUUUGUUUCACAUAAUCAAAGUGGAAAGAACUCGCAGCUUCCUCUAUGCUCUAGCUUUGGAUGUACUUCAAUGCAUGGGCGGUUUGAGGAGAUUACCUUACAAUUUGAGUAUGACAAGCAUGUGGGAAGGGAUGCACCACCUAACGAAUCGCAGUAUCAGGAGUUAUGGAAUCAUCAAGAAAGUUGUGAGGUGAGUCCAGUAGAGUCUGAUCAAAGUCAAUCUGAUGAACAAUAUGAGCAAUUAGAUAAAUCAGUUUCAGCAGAAGACAAAGUUUGUCAAGAAACCAAGUUUGCACAUGAUACCGGAAACUCCGCACGUAGUUUAUCAAGAAAUCAUUUCUCUAGUAUGCGGUUUUUAUGUUUUGGCCGAUCUUUUAAUAAAUAUAAGAAAGAGGUUCAACAAGAAUUGAGAUGGAAAAAAGCAAAACACCAAAUGGAGUCAAGGAAACUUAGGGAUAAACUGUUUGGCAUAGCAGCUAAAUCUUCACAUUCUAGUAGCAGAGAGCACAAAACAGAACAAGGCUUUAUUAUGCCACCUUCAUUGACAGAAACAGUAAAAGGAGUGGACCAUGGGAUUCACUUGAAACCCUUGGAUAAUUUCUGGAAUUAUGAUUCCUUCGUUCCUAUUCUCAAGUCCAAAAGACCCACCCCCAAAAUUGUGAGGUGAUGUGUUCUCAUGAAUAAGGUAUGGUUACUUCAAAGAGUUUCUACACAGGGUUGCUUCCAGACACUCUACAAAGGACAGUUUCCCUUCCUGUUGAUGCUGUGGAUACAUAAUUUUAUGACAGUCACUGAAUUCUUUUGUGCAUUAUGUACAUACAUAGAGUCUUACUGUCUUAGAGGCUACAUCCUACAUGAUUUCAACACCCCACCUUUUUUUUUUCUUGGAAUUUCAAUUUCCCCACAAAGAUACCAAAUCCUUUUCUUACAGAAGUAUCAAUAUACAGUACAAUGUCAUGUCAUAUAUUUUGAAUAAACAGAUCUUUAUUUUAUUUUCA